AUGCAGAAGGACUUAUGUACCGCAAUAGGCACAUUUUUUUUCCUUACAGUGCAAGCCUGGAUUGCUCUCAUGCAAAGGCCUCGAUAUGGGGGGAAAAUUGCAGAACAUCGUCACGCGCUUCUGUUCUACGUCUUCAUCACAUUCGUAUUGGGCACGAUAAGCUUUGCUAUGCACGCAAAGUAUACGGAAAUGAUUUGGAUAGACAAUCGUGAUGCACCCGGCGGUCCGCUUGCGCUAAUCAAGAACUACAUGAGUAAUGAUAUCAACGUCCUGGCACUUGCCACUGGUCACAUUCAGGAGUGGUUUAUGCAAGCUCUGCUCCUCCACCGAUGUUUUGUGAUAUGGAAUUGGUCAAGAUGGGUGAUGGUACCGAUGAUCACAAUCUAUAUUGCCAUGAUCGUGUUGUCUAUCCUCGUCGUGGGCCAGGCGAGCACCGGUGCUUCAUUUUACAGCAUCACGAUCGAGCUUGCCUACCUCUGCCUCGAAGUAGGGCACACCUUGAUGUAUACCAUUCUCGUGACGAAUCGCUUGUUCGUCAUGCGAGGACGCAUGAGGCAGAUCAUGGCCCAAUAUGAUUCCAGCACAUAUGAUACUAUCGCCCUCAUGGUCAUCGAGUCCGCAGCGUUAUAUUCCGUCUUCGCUAUCGUUUUCAUAGUUGCAUUUGCUACGCAUGCACUUGGCCUCACCACUCUAUGUUUCCUAUCUAUUAGCAAAAUUCAGGGCAUCGCCCAAUUGCUGAUCAUCAUUCGUGUUGCACGGGGGCGGGCAGUUACAUGCGAGUGGUCGACGCGAGUUACUGCAAUACCUACGGAUAUAGCAUUCACAGGGACUGUAUCGGACACGACAUCGGGAACUGACGACGAACGAAUAGGCAGGCCAGAGCAGGACGUCGUUCAGUUGUGUUCUAAUUCCGAGAAGGCGGCGGAAGUAGCGGCGUCUACAGCAUGA
Suillus clintonianus is the source of this 948-nucleotide messenger RNA. RefSeq lists its product as uncharacterized. The transcript has 5 exons. Bases 1 to 948 code for a protein of 315 amino acids. Lineage: Eukaryota; Fungi; Basidiomycota; Agaricomycetes; Boletales; Suillaceae. The record is from RefSeq and is a predicted model, not a curated record.